CGUGAGUCACAGCAUCAACAGUUUCCUCCAAGCACAGAACCACCAGGCGGGACGAUUACGAUGGACUGAAAACCAUCGAAAGGGGGCGAGACAUCGAAUGGAAAUGUUCAGAUCUACAUGUAUACCAUGGACACUGAUAUGAUUCCAAAAUUCUCCUCGAAAGACGAGGAGAUUAACUUCUGGAAGGCUCUUUCCCUCAAGUACAAGAAAAAUUGCCAGGAGGCCCAGGAGGAGCUGCUGGAGUUUCAGGAGGGCAGCAGAGAGCUGGAGGCAGAGCUGGAAACCCAGCUGGGGCAGGCUGAGCACUGCAUGAGAGACCUGCACUCUGAGAACAGCAGGCUCAAGAACGAGGUGGACUCACUCAAGGAGAAACUGGAGCAGCAGUAUGCCCAAAGCUACAAGCAGAUCAACAUGUUGGAGGGUGACCUGGGUCAGACCCGGGGCAUCAAGGAGCAGCUCCACAAAUACGUCCGGGAGCUGGAGCAGUCCAACGAUGACCUGGAAAGAGCCAAGAGGGCUACGAUUGUGUCCCUGGAGGAUUUUGAGCAGCGUCUGAACCAGGCCAUCGAGAGGAAUGCCUUUCUGGAGAGCGAGCUUGAUGAGAAAGAGUCCCUCCUGGUCUCAGUGCAGAGAUUAAAAGAUGAGGCCAGAGACCUACGACAGGAGCUCGCCGUCCGAGAGCGAAAUACGGACUUGACCAGGAUGUCGGCACCCUCCUCGCCCACCCAGGAGGACAACGACAAGAUGGAUUCCUCUGUCCAGGCCUCACUGUCUCUCCCCGCCACGCCGCUCACCAAUAGUCUGGACAACGCCUUCGCCAACCCAACAGAGUUGUCAAACGGCCUUGGUAACUCACUAACUCCCUCUGCCAGAAUAUCAGCACUCAACAUCGUAGGUGACCUGCUUCGGAAAGUAGGGGCUCUGGAGUCUAAGCUGGCAGCCUGUAGGAACUUUGCCAAGGACCAGAAAGCCAGAAAGUCUUACGCCAUCACGGAAAACGGGAACGUGAUCAACGGCAACACAGCCAAGUUCUCCCAUACCCUCCACAUGACGUCGUCGUACUACGACAAAACCAGGAGAGAGAGGGUCAUAUUCCCUGCAUUACUUCUGGGUAAUGGUCUUCCUCCUCCGAUGCUGAUGAUGUGUGGGGAAGUUAGUCAGUCACCUGCAUGCUGUUUGAUUAACAAGCCUCCCUCCUGUUCCCAUCUAGUGCUGAGCAGGGCGGUGAACGGCCUGGACCCUGGCACCCUGACAGCCAUCACAGCACCCCCCGCUCCCUCCCCCCCUGGCCUCCUGCCUCUCAUCAUGUGACAGUGACAGACACCACACCCCCAAUUUAAUCUGCCCGCGUGUGUGCGCGCGCACACACACACACACACACAUCCUGCCAAUGGACAAGGCUAUAUCCUUAAACAGAAAGCAUUGUGAUGACUUCAAACAAGAGAACGCACAUGAAAAUGGCUAGCACUAUUAAACACUUUUCACAUACUGUAAUACUGGCCACUCUUUGCAGCCACUGCAUAUUCACAGGCUGUCUGUGUAAUUCUGGCCCUUUAGUGCUUGUGCUUUGGUCCUACUGUACAUGUGGCUCACAUUUUAUAUGUACUCGCUAAUUGUUUACUGCUUGUACAUAUAGCCCACUCUACACAGACACCCAAAGAGAAGGUGCAUCCAAAGAGACGGUAUCUAUGUAGGAUCCUAUCCUCUGCAGUAAUUUUUCAAAUCUUUAGUUUAGACAGAAAAAACACACGUUAUGCAAUUGAAAGUGUGACACAGUGAGGGUUUCCGAUAUACAUGUUACCGUAAUUUUAUUUAACUGUUACAAUUUAUCAGAGAUGGUGUAGCAAGUGAAAGAAUAUAGAUUAGCCAGAGUACAGAAGAAGUAAGAUGUCUGGAUUACUGUAACACAUUCAUCUAGCAGCAUUGCCUCAGACAAUGCAGAGGCCCUCUCUGUAACUCUCCACACCUUAUUUGACAUUUCUUAUAAAUGGAAACUAGGGUUAAUGGAUUGGCAGCUGGCACACGUUUGUAGAUGUGUUUUAAUAGCCUGGAACGGUCCUUCACCACGUGGACCUGCUCCUAACAAGCUGACUUAUUGUCCGUCACUAAAGGUGGUUUAAAUCUCGUGUCGACCUCGUAUGCCUUUCUGACCUUGAGUCUAACUUCAGUAGCCAUCUGAAGAAUUUAAUGUUACAGUUUUGUUUUUAUUUAUGUAAUGUGUUCAAGUUAAAAUGCAUUGGUUUAGACCUGUUCAAAAGGGAUGGUGAAGGAAAAUCCUCAUUGUGUCGUCGUGUUGAGUGUUCUGGGCUACUUAGUCUCAGCUCAGUUUAACCGUAUGACAACGUGCACGGUAUUGGUCAUAUUGAUCAUUAUUUAUAGAUGUCCACUUGAGUGGUGCUGUCAUGGUGUUUUAGACCACUUUUGCCAGUAUUCCAUUUUUGGAUUUUAACUCCAAGUCUUUUAUUUUUGGUGUUGAAUUUUCACUGGUAUCUUAUUGUAUUUAAAAUAUCACACAACCCUGUGUUAGCAACCUAUAUUGUAAGUUAAGAGCACUUUAUCCAGUGCAAAUAUUUUCCUUGUAUUUUCACAUUAUUCUAUCAGUUUUAUUCAAGUGCAAUAUUGCCUGUUUGUAUGUUUUGUUUUAAUAUACAUAGUUUUGUUAAUUUAUUUCAUUCAUUUUAUGGCAUGAUGUGUUCAAAUAUAUAGGAUGUGAUUAUACAUCAAUUAGUCAUAUAUCAUGAUGUAGGAUCCGUUGUCUUAAAAUGUUGAGAAAAUAAAUAAAUAUAAAGCCA
This is a messenger RNA of Salmo salar (Atlantic salmon), 2792 nucleotides long. It is a transcript of the gene ndel1a, whose product is annotated as nudE neurodevelopment protein 1-like 1a. Gene Ontology annotation, biological process: centrosome localization; establishment of mitotic spindle orientation; vesicle transport along microtubule. The record is from RefSeq and is a predicted model, not a curated record. Gene Ontology annotation, molecular function: microtubule binding. NCBI's taxonomy places the organism in Eukaryota, Metazoa, Chordata, Actinopteri, Salmoniformes, Salmonidae. Gene Ontology annotation, cellular component: kinesin complex; centrosome; kinetochore.